Messenger RNA from Trichomonas vaginalis G3, 453 nucleotides. Its product is annotated as transmembrane protein 18 family. Bases 1 to 453 code for a protein of 150 amino acids. The record is from RefSeq and is a predicted model, not a curated record. The transcript has a single exon. Lineage: Eukaryota; Parabasalia; Trichomonadida; Trichomonadidae.
AUGAGUGGAGUUCCAGUUUCUUACGAAGUUUAUGACGGAUCAACAUUUCUCCAAGCGGCCUUACAAUCAAUCCUUUGUGUCAACUACUUUGACAUCCCAUUAAUUGUCUAUUUUGUUGCUCUUGGAACUUUCUUUUACAUAUCUCGCAAAGUUAGAAACAGUACAUUUUUAUUAACAAUUAUUUACUUUAUCUCCAUCUCUUGCGUAUGCUUUACCGAAAAUGUCAAUGCAUAUUUCAACGAAAAUUGGGAACAAUAUAAAUUCUCAAAUAAUUACUUCGAUCCAGAAUGUGUUUUCAUUUUCAUUUUCUGGACAGCUCCAUUUUCGAUUAUUUCGACCGGCAUUACCUUUGGAUUUUUCUUCGAUCUUUGCAAAUCUAUUGCAGUUCAUCGUUUCUUCAGUACAAUUCUUCCUACUGUUAAGAAUGAGGAAUCUAAACCAAAGGAAAAGUAA